GGAGCAGGGCGGGUGUCGUGCUCCGGGCGGGCGGGCAGAGGGUGCUGCAGGGACAGCGGGCACCGGCCGGGCGGGCAGCGCGGUGCCCCCGCCCUGCACACACAGGCACAGGCAGAGGGACAGACACCGGCUCCUGGAGAGGAAGAUGCGUCUGGAACACGACGCCUGCAUCUGAGCACGGCAAGGACCAGAGCAGCCGACGAGGAGGUGCGGAACCGACCCAUCCUCCUCCUCCUCCCGAUACCCCCCCCCGCCCCCCCCAAGCACAUAUAAAGAGCAGGAAGAAGAUCACAUGUUAGAAUAAUCCCCUCUGCAGCCAGACAGGACCAGAGAGGAGAGCUGCCCAGUUAGGACUGAGAGAUGCGCUAAAAGCUGAAGGGAGGCACGGCCAAAACUUGAAGAUAACCAGGCACCGUCGGGAGGAAGGACCCCCAGCCCAAGCGCUGCUGGAGCAGGAGGGAGGAAGGAUUCCCCAGCGUCCCCCCUCUUCCCUUUCUCCCCUCUCUCCUGGCGCUGGGCAUCGCAUCUCCUCCCCUGCCCUUGUGCCCUCCGCAGCCCCCAAGGCUGGGGAGAGCCGCACUCCGGCGGCAGCGGCAGCCGGGACCUCCCGGGCACUGGCCCCGGCCCCGGCGGGCUGCCCUUGGCUGCGUUUUCGACUCCCUGGCGCUCGCUGUGUGAAGCAAAUCCCUUGGAGGUGGGGGAGAAGUGGCUUCCGUGACAGCGGAGGCAGGAGGGAAGUGAUACAAGAUAAACCAAACCAAAACACAAGACAAGAGAGAGAAGAGCCAAGAAAGCACUUGCUUCUCAUCAUCCCUCAGGGAGAAAAGCCAACUCCUCUCUUCUAUGAUCCUCCGCUGCAGGGAGCAAAGGGAGAGAAGGUCCGGGGAUACCCUGCUAAGGACGCGCUGCCCGGACCCCAGCGCCACCAUCAGCCGCUGGGGAAGGUCGCCAAGGGGAGCCGAGGCAGAGCCAGAGCCAGAACCAAAACCAAGCUCCUCCGAAAGCAAGGAGCAGAAAUGAAAGUUUCCAAAUAGCAUCCAUCCACUCGCCAAGGACCGGACGGAACGGAGCUCGCUGAGGCGCUCAGGGAUGUGAACGUCCCCAGCCCGCUGCAUGGAGAGGGGUGAAGACACCCAGAAUCCUUAUUUAUUGGAAGCAAUGAAUGGGUGACACCCAGAAGGCAUCUGAGUCCUGAGGACCCCCCCCCCCCCCUACACACACACACAACAAACAGCUCUGGACCCAAACAAGACCAAGAAGAAUGAGGCAGCAGCCUUGACCCCUGCACUGAGGGGAAGGUGAGCAGAGAGAAAGCAAGCAAGCACAGAAAAGCCAUGCAAGCACCAAACCUGUAGGUUAUUGCAGCUCUCUUUUGCUUCACUGAGGACAGCUAUUCUGCUGACAGCCAUGCAGCAUCAAGGCAUCAUGCUGAUUGUGUUCUUGGAAUAUGUUAUAUCUGGCCAUGGGGAAGCAGACCCCACCAGGCCCCGAGCCUUCCGCUGCAAUGGUCGGUCCUGCAACCCUCCAGUGGGAAACCUGGCAACAGGGAGGACACCGGUCACCCUCACCACGUGUGGCCAGAACAGCACAGAGCUCUACUGCUUCUACCCAGACCAGAAUCUCCUCCAUCAGGUCACCCAUGGCUGUGGGCAGCCUCGCUGCACCAAGUGCAAUGCCAACCAGCCUGAUAACUCCCAUCUCCCUGCUGACAUGACGGAUGAUUUCUUUGCAAACCCCAUCUCCUGGUGGCAGUCUGCCCAAGGGGUACACAGGGAAGAAAUCAGACUGGACUUUGAAACAGAAUUCUACCUGACCCAUGUCAUUGCUGUGUUCAAGUCACCUCGCCCAGCUGCAAUGGUGUUGGAAAGAUCCCAGGACUAUGGGCAGACUUGGAGGCCCUACAAGUAUUUCUCUGUCAACUGUACAGCGACUUUUGGACUCCAGGAUGAUCUGAUUGAGGAGGGCUCCAUGUGCACAUCCAGGUAUUCAGAUGCAAUGCCCUGCACCAGAGGAGAGGUGAUCUAUCGUGCCUUAAGUCCGGCUAACAAGAUUGAAGACCCCUACAGUCCUGAGGCUCAAGAUCUCCUGAAACUCACCAACCUCCGCCUCCUUCUGUUGAAAAGACAGGAAUGUCCCUGCCACAGCUUGGGAUUGGUGGAGAAACCCCAGAGAUUUGCCCACUAUGCUAUUUAUGACCUGAUCAUCCGGGGAAGCUGCUUCUGCAAUGGGCAUGCAGAGGAAUGUGAGCUUGCCAACAGGACGGGGGUCAUGGAGAACAUGGUCCAUGGGAAGUGUGUGUGUAGACACAACACUGCAGGAGACCACUGUGAGAAAUGUGCACCACUAUACAACGAUCAGCCUUGGAAGCCAGGAGAUGGCAAAACAGGGGCACCGAAUGAAUGCAGAAAGUGUCGCUGUCACAACCAUGCUGACAGCUGCCACUUUGACCUGAGUGUGUGGCUGGCCUCGGGGAAGCGCAGUGGUGGGGUCUGUGACAACUGCAAGCACAACACAGAGGGACAUCGGUGCCAAAGGUGCAAACCGGGCUAUUACCGCGACAGAGGGAAGCCCAUGUCCUCUGCAGAGGUCUGCAAACCCUGUGCUUGCCAGCCGAUGGGUUCAGCCAACGCAACCUUCAACAGGAGCUGGCGAUGCCACCCCAAAACAGGAUUCUGCUACUGCAAGCCAGGAGUGGCGGGUCCCAAGUGCGAUAGGUGCCUCAUGGGCUACUGGGGCUUUGGAGAACACGGCUGCCGCCCUUGUGACUGCGCCAGAGACUGCGACCAGCACACCGGGAACUGCUUCGAUGGCUAUGACAAUGAGCCAUUCUUUAACAUCCCCAUCGGGGGCCGAAUCCCUGACCUGGUGCAAACACCGGCCAAUGAGAGCGAAGAGGAGUGGAGAUGGAAUGACCAUGAGCAGGGGUUUUCGGCGCUGAGGCAUCCAGAAAAGUGUGUUUGUAAAGAAAAGGUGCUUGGAAGCGUCUCUGACUUCUGCCAAAUGAAAUACGCUUAUGUGAUAAAAGCAAGAAUCCUUUCGGCUCAUGACAAAGGGACCCACGCAGAAGUUGUUGUGAAGGUGAAGAAGGUCCUGAAAUCAGGCAAAGUGAAAAUCGCUCGGAGCAACAGAAGCAUUUACCCAGAAUCCUGGACCAACAGGGGAUGUACAUGUCCCAUUCUCAACCCUGGUACUGACUAUCUCAUAGCAGGCCAGGAGGACUCUAGGACCAGCAAACUCCUUGUGAACAUGAACAGCCUGGUGAAACCCUGGAAAGCACAUUUGGGAAAACAAGUAUCAGAUAUUCUCCGAACUGGAUGCAAAUAAUUUCUGCUUCAGGAGUUGCGGAGCUGAACUUUGCCUCUUAGUAACACUGCAGUGAAAGGUGUAGUUAGCUCAUGCGUUUCCAUUCAGGAUGCUCCUAGCUGAGGUGAUGGAAGCAGACUUGCCAUCUUUUCUCCUUUCACACACAUAGGAAACUUGGGAUGUGACUCCUUUUCCCACAAAGGCACAGCCUAAUCAUACAACAUUAACUACAGCAUCGUACAUAGGCUAGAAGUCAGUUCCUAAUUUAAGCCUGGUUCCACAUAUCUGGAGAAUCAUUUCACAAGGCAAAACUAAAGAUAUGGAUUAGUAUUACCAUACUUCAGGUCAGAGUCUGGUGUUAAUGUGUAUAAGCUGCUUACACAAUGCGUUCAGCUCUUGGGUGUAGUUUUCCUUGUAAGUAACCACUUACAAGGCAGCAGUUUCUUUCAGCUUUACCAGUGGAAUGAUAUUAAACAGCACAUCAAAUAAUAGAGAGCUCAGAUUGCUGUAACACCAGACUGCAAUUAUGCCAAUAGAACAGGUUGUUUCCCAGGAGGCAAUAUUAUCCCAUUGCUGAACAGGAACACACUAACACAUGAUUUCUCUUGGGACAAGGGCCUGCAUAGAUGUAUACUGCUAUCAUCAAUGCUUAGGGCUGCUGCAGAAACUAAACUUGGCUCAAACUUGAUUCCAAAUCCAACCCUUACUCUCCGAAGUCAUUUUGCUCUUUGCUGUAGUGCUUUAGUUUGUAACACCAUUAAGGUUUCACAGUGAAAAGCCUUAAUACUAGGAAAGAGCCAAAACACGUGAGGAAAUAGCAGCUGCUCUAAUGUUGGGAUUGUGACACUACAAAAGCUGCAAGGCUGAAGCAGGAGGAGGUAACUGGACUGUGCAUCAAAGGAGGGAGCUCUGUGAGAGCAUCCUGCCUGUUCAAACUGUGCUCGAGACCACUGGCAUUUGAUUGCACUUAGUGCUUUCAUUCUGCUUUAUAUCGGAUUAAGAUACCGAAGCUUGGCUUCCCAUUGUACCUGAGGAUUAUUUUUCCCUCUGCAGAAGCACAGGAGUGAUAACAUCUGCACUCUAGGUAAAAAUAGUUCUGUUCUGCAAGAGCAUCCUUUCUAACUCGAUUUUACCCUAUAGUCACGAAGAGGUAGCAUCUUGAAUCAUUCCCUAACACAGUGUUUUGAGGUAAGUGUAGUUUAAGACCUGCAUUCCCUGUUGAAGGACUCACGAUAAAUGAAGCUGAUUGGAGCACAUUCCCUCUUCAAAUAAAGCAGAAACUGUGAGUCAGUCUAUUCUUUGAAGGGGGUUCCAGAGAAGCAGCAUGUACACCAGCUACUUCUGCUAUUCCUACUCCAUGUCUAUAACACUCUCAGGAGGUAUCUGCUAUCUUCAUCCAGCACUGUCUGACUGGCACAUGGAGUACCUAAAGAAAGCUAAUACUAAUGCAGAAUGAUUGCGGUCCCAGUUGACAGCAUAGGCCAUUGGUUUGUUCUCUUUAUCACCAGCUGCUUUCCUGCCAUUUGUUGCUGUUUUCAGACUGGUUGAACAGCAGAAACCCCUCAGCUCAUUUGGGAAUGGAUGACAGGCAGAUACUUACAGAAUAAACACCCUACUUUUUCCCCAGCAGUGCAUAAACAGUGUUUCUGCCUCCCCCUUUCCUCCGACUUCUCCCCUCCUCCAUUGCCAUGACUUUCCCUCUUUCACUUCAUUAUUUAUUUGUUGUUACCUCAAGUGGUAUCCAACACUGUGGCAUCUCCAGAAGCCAUUAAAUUAAUGCAAUAAACCACUUUUUAACCAAGGAAUUUGGUUUAAUUUGCAGUGUCAGCUUACAGAAGGUAAGAGCGUAGCAACUGCUUCCUUUAAUGUCUCCAGAAAUCAUCUCGCCACAAAGACUGAGCAGUUCUCUUUCAAAUCUCAAUAAAGAUGUGUACGUGAAUUUACAGUCUGUUCUAAAGGGCCUCCAAGAAUAAAUAAAAACUAAGUGUAGGUUUAGAAUGAAGCUAAGGAACACGCUUUUCAACAGAGGCCAUUCUAUCUGCAGGGGAUCUUAUUUAAUGAUGCUCAUAUUCCAUUUUGGUUUAUAGUCAGUACCACAUUAAAGCAAACUCCCAUAUUCCA
Molecule: messenger RNA, 5424 nt
Organism: Pezoporus flaviventris
Lineage: Eukaryota; Metazoa; Chordata; Aves; Psittaciformes; Psittacidae
Product: netrin-4-like
Exons: 10
Coding region: 1408-3324 (638 amino acids)
Biological process (GO): substrate adhesion-dependent cell spreading; cell migration; basement membrane assembly
Cellular component (GO): laminin trimer
Molecular function (GO): protein binding
Source: RefSeq, a predicted model, not a curated record